This is a messenger RNA of Mya arenaria, 592 nucleotides long. RefSeq lists its product as uncharacterized. The coding region runs from base 21 to 455 and encodes 144 amino acids. The record is from RefSeq and is a predicted model, not a curated record. The transcript is spliced from 2 exons. NCBI's taxonomy places the organism in Eukaryota, Metazoa, Mollusca, Bivalvia, Myida, Myidae.
UCGUACAGCCACCCAUCCCGAUGGUAGAUCCUUAUCACCACCAGCCGAUGUAUCUUCAGUCCGUAUCCCAGAAACCACAGCAACAGUCGCAGCCGUUUAUCCCCUUUGCUACGGCUCCAGUUCGGCAGCAGCAGCCGCCCGAUCAGCAGUAUGAACAGUUCCAGUCUUCCAGGGCAGUCUCUGCACCACCUGUUACUUCUGCGACCUAUGACCUCUCAGCCUUGCUGGCCUUGCAGUCUCCAUUGACAGCCAGCCAAGGAUCCAACAUCGCUGAAGCUGCGUGGCAGCUUUCAUCACCCGGCAACAUCGGCCUCAACAUGCAGUCACCUGCACAGAGGCCAAAAUAUAGCAGUCUUUCACAAGUGCUAGGUGCGACCAGCAGAGUGCUGGCUAGCACUGAACGUGAUAACACAAUCGGUGGUGACGACGACAACUCAGAACAGGAGCAGGAGUAGGAGUAGAGACAGGGCAUGAAAUUCUUCACAAUCUGACAGAGACCCACCUCAGCCAAGUAGCCCAAAGUUGUAGUGUAUGUACUGACAGUGUGUUUUGAACAAUAUAGUAACAAUGUGCCUCGUACAAUCACAGUAAC